This is a messenger RNA of Cucurbitaria berberidis CBS 394.84, 426 nucleotides long. RefSeq lists its product as uncharacterized. Lineage: Eukaryota; Fungi; Ascomycota; Dothideomycetes; Pleosporales; Cucurbitariaceae. The coding region runs from base 1 to 426 and encodes 141 amino acids. The transcript has 3 exons. The record is from RefSeq and is a predicted model, not a curated record.
AUGCCCUUCAUCCAGCGCUCACAAUCCAGAGCGCCUCUUGGCUAUACAACUCCUCCCUUCCCCUCCCUCUACUGGCCGCUCCCGCGAAAUACAGCACGGUCUUUCUACCUUUACAAUCCAGACGAUAUCCUGCGCUUCACCAUAUUUUGGACGCUGCUCCUUGUUGGCGGCAUACACCUCAUUACUGCGCUAUGGGCGUGCAUAAUACAGUGGCGGAACUGGAAGCUAGUAUGGAUUGCGCCGGUCAUGUUUGUCCUGGUGGGUGGGAUUGAGGCGCUCAUUUCCGGGACGAUUAUUGGGGGCCUGCUUGGGGGAGUCUAUCAAACGGGUUAUUUUGAGAUGUCUACAUGGAUACCGUUUGUCUGGGCUGUCAUCAUCACUCUAGUAUUGAUACUUUCAUCCUUCGCCAUCUACGGAGGGCUAUGA